GCCAGCUGAUCGCACAGGUGGCGCGUUGCGGGAAGUUCCGUGUCGGGGUUCCGAGCUGCUUGGUCGCCGUCCGGCGUGAGGUUUGCCGCCGCCUUUGCAAAUGGAAGCGUUUGUGCACUUCACCAACCAGACCCAGGGUCGAGAUCGGCUCUUUCGAGCAACUCAGUAUGCAUGCAUGCUACUUAGCUAUAUGUUAGAGCAUAAGACCAGCCGAGAGGAAGUGAUAAUGAAGCUCAAAAACCUGGAGGCGAGCAUGCGCUCCGGCCGCAAGUUGUUCAGACUUGGUAACAUGGUGCAUGCAUUCGUUUCGGCCAGGAACGCCUCCCAGUUGCCAGAUUUGGUUCCCCGCUGCUGCCUGACUGCCUCCAGCCUCAACCGUGUCCUGUACUUCAUGUGCGACACUGUCUUGUGGGUGAAGAGCGUGGGGCUCAUCUCGGAUAUCAACAAGAAGAAGUGGCGCAGCCGGGCGACCAAAUACUACUACUAUUCCCUGCUGAUAAACCUGGUCAACGACUUGUACGAGCUCUGCUGGCGCAUGGAGCAGGCCGCACGGAAAGAGAAGCUUCAAGGGGACUCAUCUCAGCUCCAGAGCUUAACUUCUCUGGCAACUAGUGGCCUGCAGCCAUUUCUCCUCCUCCUCUACAUCACACUGAAGAAACAUCCUCCUUUGCUUCUGGACACGGUGAAGAACCUUUGCGAUCUCUCUAGUCCGUUGGACGUGCUGGGAAUCUACAAAACCAAUCCCGGAAUCAUUGGGCUCUGUGGCCUUAUUUCCUCCUUGGUGGGGAUCCUCACCAUCGCUGUCCCACAAUUGAGACUGAAGCAUUGACUUUUGACACUUCCCUGAUGCCUUCCAUUUUGCAGAGCAGUCCUUUGAAUAUCAAGCCCAACUGGGUGGGCUUCCUCUGUCCUGUCAGCAGACUUGUUCUCUGCCACUGCCUUCGUUUCGACCUCUUUCCUCAUAUGAUUUUGCCGCCCUUUGAUGGGAGAAGGCAUCAAUCAAUGAUGGCACCAGAAAGAGUGUGCUGGAUUUACGUACAAGCUAAACAAGCCAUAGCUUAGGGCCCCACUCUCUUGGGGGCCCCAAAAAAAUGUAAAGGAAAAAAAAAACCACUGGGUGUACUUUGAUAAAAUACAUAUUUUGUUAUGUGCAAAUGGCUUUAGAUACCUAUUAGGUCCAUAAAUUAACAUAUAGCAUCUAUUCGGCACAAAAAACAGCGGCAAUUUGUUGUUGACAAAGGACAGCUGGACAUAUAAAAGGCCCCAUUACCUUCAGUAGCUUAGGGCCUCAUCAAACCUAAAUCCAGCCCUAGGAAAGACUGAAGGAAAUCACCUCGGAACUAUGUAACAAAGAAUGCGAAAUUGUACGGUUGAGAUUUGGAUCUGAAUGUAUGAAAAAAUGGCCCGUGGCCCUCAAGAGACUUUGGCUGAGGGCAGUCAAUGGGUUAUGUCCAAUGUAGCACUAAACAGAUAUUCUGAUCUCCCCCUCUGCUCCCCUGCUCACCCUUGAAACCUGUUCUGAGGGCUUUCCCUAACCUUCCAGAGCAGAUUUGGGAAUGGUGUCGGGGGGGGGAGCAGAAUCCCCUAGCCCUAAUCCUUACACUGAAGUCUUGUUGAAUACCACCCAGUUUAUCUUUCCCUGGAGAACUGAAGUUGGUUUGGAAUCAUAGAAUCAUGGCAUUGUAGAGUUGGACGGGACCAUGAGGGUCAUCGAGUCCAACCCCCUGCGAUGCAGGAUUCUUUUGCCCUUGAACCCA
Messenger RNA from Podarcis raffonei (Aeolian wall lizard), 1757 nucleotides. RefSeq names its product peroxisomal biogenesis factor 11 alpha (gene PEX11A). Lineage: Eukaryota; Metazoa; Chordata; Lepidosauria; Squamata; Lacertidae. The transcript is spliced from 3 exons. The record is from RefSeq and is a predicted model, not a curated record. Gene Ontology annotation, biological process: peroxisome fission; regulation of peroxisome size. Gene Ontology annotation, cellular component: peroxisomal membrane. The coding region runs from base 101 to 829 and encodes 242 amino acids.